Messenger RNA from Lotus japonicus, 1391 nucleotides. RefSeq names its product peroxidase 6-like. The transcript has 2 exons. The record is from RefSeq and is a predicted model, not a curated record. Gene Ontology annotation, molecular function: heme binding; peroxidase activity. NCBI's taxonomy places the organism in Eukaryota, Viridiplantae, Streptophyta, Magnoliopsida, Fabales, Fabaceae. Bases 143 to 1141 code for a protein of 332 amino acids. Gene Ontology annotation, biological process: response to oxidative stress; hydrogen peroxide catabolic process.
AUCCCAAAGGUGUUCUCAUUUUCUUUCCAAAGCCAACCCAAGAGAGGAAGAUCAUAAACAGGUCUCUUCUUCCCUCUUGACCCUUCUCUUUGUGAGAGUAGUGAGUCAUUUUUUUCUAUUUUCCUUCCCUUCAAUUUCCAUCAUGGCUUCCCCUUUCCCUUUACCAAUCCUCUUCCUCCUCUUCCUCUCCAUCCCUUUCUCCUCCGCCAAGCUCAACGUGGACUACUACAAGAAAACAUGCCCUGACUUCAACAGAAUCGUCACUGAACAAGUCUUCAACAAACAAAGCACCAGCCCCACCACCGCCCCUGGCAUCCUCCGCCUCUUCUUCCAUGACUGUAUCUCCGGCGGCUGUGACGCUUCCCUUCUCGUCACCUCCACCGCCUACAACCCCCAUGCAGAGAGAGACUCUGAGUCUAACCUCUCCCUCUCCGGUGACGCCUUCGACAUUAUCCAGAAAAUCAAGAAUGCUCUGGAGCUAGCAUGCCCUGGUGUUGUGUCCUGCUCUGACAUUAUAGCUCAGGCCACAAGGGACCUUGUGAAAAUGGUGGGUGGACCCUAUUACAAUGUGAGGCUUGGGAGGAAGGAUAGCCUUAUCUCUGAUGGUUCAAGAAUUGAAUCAAAUCUUCCAAACCAGUACAUGAACAUGGAUCAGAUCAUCGAAAAGUUCACCUCAAAGGGUUUGACUAUCAAAGAGAUGGUGGCUCUCACUGGUGCACACACCAUUGGUUUCACUCACUGCAAGGAAUUCAGCAACAGGAUCUUCAACUUCAGCAAGACCACUGAGGUUGACCCUACCAUGCACCCAAAGCUUGCUGCAGGGUUGAGGAAGAUUUGCCAGAAUUACACCCAUGACCCUACAAUGGCAGCAUUCAAUGAUGUGAGGUCACCAGGGAAAUUCGACAAUGCAUUCUUCCAGAAUGUGCUCAAAGGGGUGGUGCUAAUGUCCUCUGAUGCUAUUCUUGCUUCGGACCCAAGGACAAGGCCAAUUGUGGAGCUCUAUGCAAAAGAUGAGCAAGCAUUCUUCCAUGACUUUGCAAAAGCAAUGGAGAAGCUUUCUGUGCAUGGUGUGAAGACUGGGAAGAAAGGAGAAGUGAGGAGUAGGUGUGACCAGUUCAACCACAUUCCUGCUUCUGCAUAGAGGACAAAUUGAUAAUUAAUAAUAUUAAAAGAAAAAAUUCAGUGAACUUUCCUUUAUUUGAAUUCUUGUAAUGUUGGUUUCCUUUUGAUGUUUUUGUUUUCUGGAGAAGAAGAAAAGGAGAAAGUUUUAUAGGGCUUGUGAGGGAAAAUGCAGUUUUACCCCCCAUUCAAAAAUUUGUGCUCUGGUGUUCCUAUUAAUUUGUUGAUGGAUAAACUAUAUAUAUGCAAUAAGUGUCUCAUUGGAAAGUUCA